This is a messenger RNA of Ornithorhynchus anatinus (platypus), 2038 nucleotides long. It is a transcript of the gene GPRC5A, whose product is annotated as G protein-coupled receptor class C group 5 member A. The coding region runs from base 79 to 1167 and encodes 362 amino acids. Gene Ontology annotation, biological process: G protein-coupled receptor signaling pathway. Gene Ontology annotation, molecular function: protein kinase activator activity; G protein-coupled receptor activity. Gene Ontology annotation, cellular component: extracellular exosome; signaling receptor complex; intracellular membrane-bounded organelle. The record is from RefSeq and is a predicted model, not a curated record. The transcript has 4 exons. Lineage: Eukaryota; Metazoa; Chordata; Mammalia; Monotremata; Ornithorhynchidae.
GGGACGCUUCGGCCCCUGUCCGUGCGGGGCCUCGCCUCCCUCCAUCCUGCCGACGCCCAGGCCGUGCCCGCCUCCGCCAUGACGACGCCAUCCCCUCCCAGCUGUAACGGCAGCAGCUGGAUGAAUCCGGACUACUACUUCCUCUGCGACACGCAGGCCGCUUGGGGCAUCGUCCUGGAGACCCUGGCGGCCGCCGGGGUGGUGGCCACACUGGCCCUCCUCCUGACCCUCCUCCUCCUUGUCUGCAAGACCCAGGACUCGAACCGGCGGAGCGUGCUGCCCACCCAGCUGCUCUUCCUCCUGGGGGUGCUGGGCCUGUUCGGGCUGACCUUCGCCUUCAUCAUCCGCUACAACCAGCACACGGGGCCCACUCGCUUCUUCCUGUUCGGCGUGCUCUUCGCCCUCUGCUUCUCCUGUCUGCUGGCCCACGCCUUCAACCUGGCCCUCCUGGCCCGUGGGCGCUGCCCACUGUCGUGGCCCCAGCUCCUGGGCCUCGCCGUGGGCUUCAGCCUGGUACAGACCAUCAUUGCCACCGAAUACGUCACCCUCGGGCUGACCAAGCACAGCGGCACCUUCCUGGGCAUGUCUCUCAACCAGCGGGCCCUGGACUUCGUCCUGCUGCUGAUCUAUGUCCUCUUCCUCAUGGCUUUGACCUUCCUGGUGUCGGCGGCCUCCUUCUGUGGCCCCUACGCGGGCUGGAAGCGGCACGGGGCCCACAUCUACGUCACCGUCCUCUUCUCCAUCGCCCUCUGGGCCGCCUGGAUCACCCUCCUGACGCGGGUCAACAGCGACCUGAACCAUCGGCCGCAAUGGGACGACCCGGUCCUGGCCGUGGCGCUGGUGGCCAACGCCUGGGCCUUCCUGAUGUUCUACGCGGUGCCCGAGGCCUGCCUCCUCACCAAGCAGCGGUGCCCGCGGGACUAUCCCGGGGAGGACGGGCCCUGCCGGCCACAGCUCAUGAAGCAGAGCGUGGGGCUGGAGAACCCGGCCUUCUCCCGGGAGGGCGGGGCCCAAGGUUCGGACGACCCAGGGGAGACCCUGUACACCCAAUACUCCACACACUUCCAGCUGCAGAACCGGGACCCCACGAAGGACUUCUCCAUCCCCCGGCCCAAGCCCCGGACGGGCCCCUACGACGACUACGCCGGCAGGAAAGACGGCCUCUGAGGGCGGCCGCAGGGACCAGGCCAGAGGGGCCCGACCGGCCGGGGGCGACCGGACCCUCAUCGCCGGGGCCAGAGGACACCCAGACCCCGGGCCGGGUCCCGCCCGCUGGCCCCACGGACCCAGGAGAGGGCUGAGGUGACCCGGCCGCUGGCUCGGGCCGGCGGGUGACUCCGGGGCAGACUCAGGGUUAACCCAGACACACACACACACAAAUCCAAGCAUGCACACACACGUGUCCCUCACUCAGGGUGGGCCCGGGGAGUUGAUGCCUUCUCCCACCUGCCCAAACCCUGGACUCCCCUCCAGGCCCAGGCGAGGGAGGACCGGGGCAGCUCUGCCCGCCCGCCGCCCUGCCCCUGCCCGGGCCGCGGGGCGGCCUCUCCUCUCCCAGUGCCCACUCCGAGCUUCUCUCUGACCACAGCACCCCCCCGGUCCUCUCAGGAACCCCACUCUCGCCCAAACCACGGCGGGAGAAAUCCCGCCCGUGGUCCCCCUACCCACUGUCGACUCCGCAUUCUCUGUAGUCUGGCAGUCGCGUGCCCGGCCCUGGCAGAGAGUGGGGGGCGGCGGGGGGACGAUCCUCAGCCCAUGAUAAGUUAUUAGUCCUUUCUCCCAAGGAGCAAACAAUAAAGAUACAAUAGUGACCAUGCUGUCUCUCUGCCCUCUGCCUCCUACCCCUAGGCUGCCCUCUUCCUGGGCAUUUCGCAGUCCAGAUGCGGGCGAUUUCUGUCUGGUAGCGCAUUUUCUCACAGACACGGGGAGGGAACUGUUUGAGUUCCUACUCUGGGAAGAGUACAAUGGAGUAAGCUUCUUCAAGGCAGGAAUCACAUCUACUGACUCUAGUGGACUCUGCCUCGAACUCAGUCCAGCG